UUUUCAUUUUUGAGUUUUUGCAGAUUUAAAACAUCUCAGGAGCUCCAAUCAUGUUCCAAUUCCCAUUUUUUACCACACUGAUCCUGCUGUCCCUCACGCCUCAGCUCAGGAUUCAGGCUUUUAACAUCAUUUCUGCAAGUUCCAACACCCACCAGAACAUCACCCUCACCGCCAUCCUGCAGAAAUCAGCAGAGGUGUGUCAGGUGGUGGUUCUGAAGCAGGGGAGAUUCUUCGUUCAGCCCAAGGUCCUGACUGCAGAGUCAGUGGCGCAAGCCUGCCUCUCUCCUGCCUCGGCCUCCUCUCUAAAGGAAGCCAUCAGCGAUAUAAAGAACAGAAACGCCUGGACGGACUUGAUACACUUUAAGGACCCGGAGUACCACUUUGAUAAUGAGGAAUUUGCUGCAGGACGUGGCGUCAUCACGCAGGGCCUGUCCGUGGUGAAGGCCAGUCUCAAACUGAAGAACUACGAAUCAGCAAGAGAGCAACUGGGUGAAAUCCUGCACACUCUACAGGAUUUCUACAGUCACAGUAACUGGAUUGAGCUGGGAAACAGAUCUCCAUACGCAAACCUCAUAAAUCCAAACCUGCCUCUGACAAACCUUGCAGAUAAGAACAUGCCAACAUGCAGCAGCUGCGAUGAUAACUGCACAAACAACAUCCUGGAUACAGUAACCAGCCAGAAGCUACUGAUCUCUGGAUAUGUCAGCGGAUUGAAACCUGCUGGGAAGUGCAGCCAUGGAGGACUUGUUGACUCGACGAGUUCUCAAGAGCCCAAAGGCGGCAUCAACAAGGACAAUUCCAAGUCCCCUCAUGGCUACCUCCACCUAGUGGCAGCAGACGUAGCUACAGCUGCCACCAGGGACCUGCUGGAGGACAUCAGGAAGUCAACAAAUGACACUGAAUUCCUCAGGCUGUUGGGAAUCUCGUCCACGUUCUCGGUGCUCUGUAUCGUGAUUGACACCUCAGUGAGCAUGGCUGAUGAAAUUGCUGAAGUGAAACGCGUUACCUCCUCCAUCAUCGACAGUAGGCGGGGCACUACGGACGAACCCUCACUCUACAUCCUGGUCCCGUUCAAUGACCCAGGUUUUGGACCCGUGACCAAAACAUCAGACGCUGAGAUAUUUAAAAGUAAAAUCAGCGCUCUUUCGGUUGGUGGAGGAGGAGAUGAUCCUGAAAUGAGUCUCUCUGCACUUUGGCUUGCUCUCGCAGCAACACCUGCAGCAUCCAACAUCUUCCUCUUCACUGAUGCAGAGCCAAAAGACGUGGAGAUGAAGAGCACAGUGCUGGCGCUGAUCGAGAGCACCAAGUCCACGGUGAAUGUUAUGCUGACCAAUCCUCUGACCAACACGAGCCGCAGCCUCUCCAACCCCAUCAACCAGCUGUACCAGGAUUUAGCGCUGGCCUCGGGAGGACAGGCCAUCGAGGUCUCCAAAGAACUGCUGCCCAACGCUACCAGCCUGAUUACCAACUCAACCAUCUUCGGCCUGGUGACCAUAUUUCAGGCGGUGAGGGACCCCGGGAGAUCAGAGGUCUUCUCUUUUUUGGUGGACUCAACUGUAGGAAACCUGACUUUCUACAUCACAGGAAACUCAACACAGUUCACCAUCACGGCUCCCUCUGGUCAGUCUCAGUCCAGUGUUCAGUCUGUCGGUUCUUUAGGGAUCAUCCAGUCUGUGUUUAACCUUCACACGGUCCUGAUCUCCACCUCCAGCCCAGCAGGACAGUGGAGCAUCAGCAUCACCUCAGCUCAGCCCUACACACUCAAAGUAUCUGGUAAAAGUCCAAUAAACUUUAAGUAUGAUUUUGUGGAGGUCAUCCAGAACCCUCAGCCGGGCUACGCUGUGUAUAAAAGCAGACCUCCUGCAGGAGGGAAUGUGACUCUGCUGGUGUCGUUGCUGGGCUCGGGGUCGGGUCUGAUCUCAGAACUGGUUCUGGUGGACUCGUCGGGCUCCGGGCUCUAUAAAGGCAGUCUGGAGGAUCAGGGCAGUGGAGAUUAUCUGGUGACGGUGGAAACAGCGCCGAAGGGAGAUUUCUACAUACGGAUCACCGGCCAGUUCAACUCCUCCACCAGCUCCAAAUUCCAGAGACAGUCCUCCACCCAAUACAGAGCCUCCAACAUCUCCAUCACUGCUGUGAGGAAUGGAUCGUGGUUUGCAGGGCAGAAUUUCAGCGUCCCGUUCACCGUGGUGGCGAACAGCAGCCUGAGGGAAUACGCCGUCACCGUCAGGAACAGCGGCCUGUACAACAUGACCUUCCCCACCUCCCUGACAGCAGGGGGCAACAGCACCGCUAACGGCACGGUGAUGCUCAGCGCCCCAGCUAACGCCACCGCCGGCACAGAGGUCAUCCUCACCAUCGAGGUGACUCAACUGGGCACCAACGACACCAACUACGCCUUCCUGAGACUUGCUGUGUCCGGGGCAGUGGCGCCCCCUGCUGGCCUGGAGCUCAGUCUGUGGAUCAGUGCGCUGACUCUGCUCAUCAGCCUCCUCAAUCAGUAGAUCAGUAGAGUUUUAAUAGCUGGAAAGUGACUUUAUUAGUGUCUUUAUUUUAGUUAAAAUAGAUUAAAUAGAUGAGUAGAAAUGCUCUAAAAGGAUUUGGAGUUGGAUUGCAUAAUUUUAAAACAACUCUACAAAACAAUGCACUGCAAACUUUGGUAAAUCCAAAGUUCUUUUAGCAUCUUUUACCAGAUUAGCAUUCUUUGAGCUUAUAACCUUACUGAACCUAGACCUGCAUACCAACUGCAGCAACCUCAGAUUAUCAUAGCUCCGCCCCCACAGGCUUGUACAGUAGCACUAGGGGCAUGAUGGGUAAUCACUUCUUAGUACAGCCGCCUCACUUUUGACCCUUUAUAAUCUCUAGUAAACUGAAGCUGUUUUUAUUGAUUAAUCUCACUGAUAAGAUCUUUUCUAAAAGAUACACAGCUUUAGUUUAGUCCCUUAAAUCCCUUCAGUUCCUUCACUGCAUUGUGUGCGAGUGGUAAAGCUCUUACCUUCACUAUUACACAACAUAUCCCUGAGGAGUUCUAGUGCUGAUAUUCUACCAUUUGUAUGAUUUCACCAAAUGUUUAAGUGAUCAUGUGCCGUUCAGUAUCAUUCAAGAUUUUUUUCCCGAUUACAUUCUUUCCCGGAAGAUGAUGUUUCUCCACUGUUUUUUCACUGUUUAAUAAUAAUAAAGCGUUGGACAGCUCUUAACCUGAUUUUAGCAGAUUCAGCUUACAUCUUCAUAGAGGUUUUCUCUGCUUUAUUAAUGCAUGAUGAUAAUUUGACUCUUUUUCUACAUUGAUUAACAGAUGAGAAGCUACUCCCUGCAUCAGUUCUGGUUACAUUUAAACCUUUUGCCAGAUUAACAUAUUAUUCACGCCUGCAGGAAUUUUUAUCCAAUGGGAGGCUCUUAUCUAUUUGCUUAGUUUAAUCCAGGUGGUGACCUUUAUUUUUCCAGGCUGUAUGUAGGGAUAGAUGGAUGGAUAGGUUUACAAAAUUUAUCUGAUUCAUAAACUGGAUGUAAGCAAUAUUUUUUGUUCAUUGUUUUCAACAAUACUCCACAAUAUACUAUGCAUUAAUGUUAGUUAAUAACCUACAAAAUUAUAACCUCACCUUAAAACAAAACAUAGUGAAGUCUAUUCCUCUCUAUUUUCAUUCUACAGAUGUUAUUCAUAUAGUAAAUGGAAUUUGCGUAUUGUAUUUGCUCAGUUGGUCUUGCUCUCUCUCUGGGUGGGUACAGUACAGUAGAUGGUGCUCUGUCUUUCCUCUCAUCACUCCUAGGGUGAUGUGGUUCAGCACAAGGCUGCGUCUGUGAGCUGAUGUAUCAGAACCGAGUCUCUGUGCUUUCCUCCGAGCGUUAGCGCUGUGAUGCUAUUUGCCAAUGCUACAGCAUCAGCAGCAGUUCAAAAAGAGGCGGAGUCUGACCUUACAUGUAUCGGAGGAGGCGUGUGCUAGUCUUCACCCUCCUGGUGUUGGGGGGGCAUCACUAGUGAUGGUGGAGGAGUCCUAAUGAGUGGGUUGGGUAAUUAGCCUUGUUAAUUUGGGAGAAAAUGGGAUAAAAAUUGUAAAUAAAUUUAAAAAAUACAUCCGACAGGCAGGAUAAUCCUUUUCUUUGCAUGUUUAUAAUUCUAUAAAUAAUACUCUAUAUAUAAUAAUGUUCUGUGGAAAUUCAUGUUUUGUCAUUCUGUGUGUUUGAAUGGGUGGAUGUUGUUCUAUAGAAAUUAUAAAUCAUAUUUGUGCAUCUGUAUUCUUCCUUUAAAUAAAAAAAAA
Messenger RNA from Astyanax mexicanus (Mexican tetra), 4253 nucleotides. RefSeq names its product von Willebrand factor A domain-containing protein 7-like. Bases 51 to 2501 code for a protein of 816 amino acids. Lineage: Eukaryota; Metazoa; Chordata; Actinopteri; Characiformes; Acestrorhamphidae. The transcript has 15 exons. The record is from RefSeq and is a predicted model, not a curated record.